Molecule: messenger RNA, 1938 nt
Organism: Saccostrea cuccullata (small rock oyster)
Lineage: Eukaryota; Metazoa; Mollusca; Bivalvia; Ostreida; Ostreidae
Exons: 1
Coding region: 1-1938 (645 amino acids)
Source: RefSeq, a predicted model, not a curated record
AUGGAUCAUAUACUUCACCUGUCAGAGGCUGUGUAUGUAGGAUUAUUUCGUAAAAUAGGGAGUCCUACAGAAGUGAGGAUCAGGAGAGAUGUGAGGGACACUGUGGAGGUGGUGAAGAAACCCGUACAUAUCAUGAAGGGGUUAGACAGAAUGUAUAGUGGGAGUAGACGUGAGGGAUUCAGACUGAGUACUUCAGAUGUAGAUUGGAUGUUUUGGCCUCCAGACCACAAGGUGAUAUGUGAUCUCUCUCAGAUCAGCCUUUAUCGUAUCGCUCAACACACCGUUAUCAUGAUGGAGUGUGAUGAUCUACCACCGGGAUUUACCAGACUAAAGCUGAUGAGUCCAUCUAAUGAUGAAAAAGUCAGAUCCUUCUGUGUAGAGAUCAAUGACAAUGUGUAUAUAUCUAGUAAAUUAUUCCGCGAUAAUCACUUAGAGUUCCUACAGUCUUAUAAUUUCGCCCCUUCUUAUAAAUCGCAUGGACCUUGUUCUACAUUUUGCCAGGAUGAAAUAUUAGAACUUGAUUGUGCAUUCUGUUUUCGAUCCCAUCACUGGCCGGCAAUAGCUUUACCAUGGAUACAAAGAUGUCAUCAACAAGGAUGGCCGUCCGAGGCUGUUAUGUCAGAAACAUUAAGAUCUGGGUUCCAUGUUAUUCCUAUCGGCAGCACACCUGACAACAUACAAGAAUGGAGAAUUUCAUUCUCUGUGGCGGAACAAAAACUAGUUUAUUCAAUGAAUCACACUCAAUUUUUAUGUUCUGGUCUUUUAAAAAUGUUUUUAAAAGAAGUGAUUAAUUCAAAUGAAGGUUCACCCAUUCUAUGUUCAUACUUCACAAAAACUGCUGUAUUUUUGGUAAUUCAAUAUAACAGCUUCUUGACUUGGACACCUGAAAACAUUUUGCCUUGUUUCUGGGAAUGCUUUAAAUUAUUAAUGUAUUGGGUAUUUACUGGAGAAUGCCCGAACUUUUUUAUUCCACAAAACAAUAUGUUCCGAUUUAAAUCAACUGGAGCUAUACAAACAGUAUUGUUUAAUAAGUUACAUAAAUCAUAUCGCAAGGAUAUACCAAGUCUACUACUGAGUGAAACGUUUAGACCGUUCCUCAGUCAGGCCAUUUUAUACAGAACAUUGAGAGUCUGUAUUGACGAGAGCAGUAUCAUUACUAGCACUGAACUUGAAAUUUGUUUUUUUGAGCAAAUUUGUGAAAAUGCCAAUCAAGUUUCAAGUGCUGUAGAAUUUCCAGCUCUGAUGAAGAACAUUGAAACAGAGAUAAAUAAAGGAUUGACGUCCAUCCAGGAGGCUACAGUACAAUUUAUGACAUCAGAGAUAUUACGUAACACUGCCAUGCUGAAACUGUGUGAUGUAUAUCAACAUAAAAAUCGAAAUAAGAUUUAUUACAAAGUUAGUAACGUAUCCAAAUUGUUAAAACUGUCAUGUACAUUAGGUUGUGUCUCAGAUAUUCUUUAUCUUGCUAUGUAUUUCUACAAAACGUGUAGAUAUGAACAGUCACUCACUUGUUUACAGAAAACACAGGACAGAAUGACAAAGCCAUACAUUAUAUACCAUCGUCAUGUAAAUGUAGAUAUGUUUAGACGUUACACGGUGGGAAUGUCUCUAUGUCAUAGAAUGAGGAAUGCUUUAGUGAUAAGUAUUGAGUUACACAAUCGGUACAUAUAUAUUGAUGAACUAAUUCUAGAGCAGAAGACCAGUAACGAGAAUGGUAUAGAUAUACUGUUCAUUCCACCUCUAAUGAUGUUACACAUGAUGUUAAUACUGAAUCACCACAGACUGGGUGACACAAUCAGGUCACAACAAUCCCUACAGGAUCUACAGACUCUGCUGCUCUGUGAUGUCGGGGUUUAUGUACCUCCUCCCCUCAGAGAUAUUUCGUGGCAAAUACUGGGAAUCUGUCAAAAAAUUGUGGGGACUUUCCGGGAGCUCUAG